UUCUGGUACUACCUACCAGAUCUCUCUGAUGGCAUUGUGCUGUACGUGCAAGACAAACCAAUAUUGAAGGGUAAUGGUGUGUGGAAGAAAUACCAAGAGGAGCACCAGACAUUCUGGGAAGAUCCUAUUGUCGCAGUUUCCGGACUCAAUCCAAAAGGUUUCAUUGCAAUCGACGACGUGUUUAUCAGCAAGUUGGCCUGCGAUGAGACAACGUCCUCAACAGAGAGGUUUGACUGCGGCAACCAGACUGUAACCGUUGAGCGGGUGUGCGACUUUGUGGUCGACUGCGAUAACGGCGACGACGAGCGAGACUGCGGCGAGUGCGAUUUCAGCGAAAGCUUGUGUGGUUGGCACACCAAUGACAAACUGAAUCAUGGCGCUAUGUCGUGGCGGCGCUCUGCCGUAGGAAGUGUCGAGAACUCUCCUCCAAUAGGGGCGGACGGCCGUCGACAUGGGUACUACCUCGUCCUUUAUUCCAACCGCACUAGGGCCGCGGGCACAACUGGACACUCAAGAAUUUUUUCUCCGGCAAUCAGGAAUACCAACAAAUUGUGUACUUUCAACUUUUGGUACAACUACUUUUUCAAUGGCAGCAAAUUGGCCCUCGACCUGUACAUGGACCUCGGUGGUGAUAUUUUUCCAGUGUGGACACUUGAUGCAUUGAGUGAAAUCCCCGAAGAAGGAACGUGGAAUGAAGCAGUUGUAGAAAUCGGGCGCUACCCGUCAGAAGUCAGCUUCUUUUUCGCCAGCAGUCAUCGUUCGAAAUCAUCAUCUGUGUUCGCCGUAGACCACAUAACGUUCAGUGACUGCGCUUUGCCAGCAAAAGAAGGCAACUGCUCUGAUGCGGAUUUCUCCUGUACAAAUGGAGCCUGUGUAAUGAAGUACGAGCGGUGCAACUACGUGGACGACUGUGGUGACAGCAGCGAUGAACGAAACUGUGGUGACCACAGACUGAGCUGCAGUUUCGAACCCUCCUUUUGCGACUGGGUGCCGCAAGCCCCACCUGAUGGAACCAAGAGUACGUGGUGUUUGACUCGUCCGUCAUCGUCUCUAAUAGAGUCACCAACACGAGAUCACACGACAAGCUCCCCUGAAGGACAUUUUAUCAUGUUCGAGUCUCCUUCGAAAGUAGAGAAUGCGACCAUCAUAGGUCCAACUCUCGACAACUCCUCGUAUUGUGCCGUGACGUUUUUCUAUGCGAUGCAAGGAAGAAGCAGGCCGCGGCUUUCGCUUGGCAUCCGCUCAACUAAAGAUGGACCAUGGACUACAGUUUGGAAGCAGUCCAGGACAAGCAAAUUCUUUCACUUUGUGGGCGUCAGCGCCGUAUUCAAGAGUGGCGCUCCUUAUCAGGUUGCUUUCAUAGGAGAACAUACAACGCCUGAAAAACAUGGCUACAUCGCUAUUGACGACGUCCAUUUCUGGGAGAGCUGCAAAGCAAUGCAAGAAGAACUGCCAGCCGCACCUGUGCCAACCGUGCCUCCUUUUGUAUGCGGAGUAAACGAGUUCCAAUGCGAUGGUCUCAACGAAUGCAUUCAAAACUCCCAGGUGUGCGAUUUCAAGACAGACUGCUCCAACGGAGCUGACGAAUCUCGAUGUGGCUUCUGUGAUUUCACCACGGACUUGUGCGGCCUUGAGAAUAAGGACUCGAGCGCGCGAUACGGAUGGAACUGGACGGCGGUGCAAGACGGCAAAAAGAAUAAGGGCUUCCCGACCACGGACAGCCAAUUAAGUGACCAAGGAGCUUACGCUGCGUAUUCCCUGCUUAAUCGAGAGGCGCCAGAAGGCACCAUGACGGCUUUGGUUACGCCGAAGAUGGGUGAAAUUGCACACUCCUGCGUCAUAAGUUUUUAUGCCUACAUUCCCGCCAAACGAAGUGCGCAACUGACUUUCGGACUUCAACAUCGUCCGGUCGACCGGACCAGACGGCGCGCUUUCAGAGCUCUGGCAACUAUAGCCGCAGCGGAAGUCUCCGGGAAAUGGGUCAAGCUUUCAGUAAAAACUGGAAACUGGAAAACUGGAGUUCAGUUCGUGUACAUGGCAAACACUGCUGGCGUGAGCAUAGACCGACCCGAGCACAACAUGUGUCACCCAGAUACUCAAAGUGAAGGAUGGGAAGCGGCUCGUCAAGUAAGUUGCGACUUCUCCGACUACACGGAAUGCGGCUGGUUCCCAGAGAAUCUGGAGGAUGACACGAAGUGGCUUCCCCAUACCGGAGCUUCUAAGCUUCCCGGGCUCCCAUGGCGGCCCGUUGGCAGUGCCUCCCACAAAGGAGCCUACAUCUAUGCCAUCAACACCGCGCCGAGGAUAAGUACUGCCCGCCUCGUUUCCGUCCGUAUGAGUCCAACUCCAGACACUGGCCGUUGCUUCACAUUUUGGUACAACAUGUGGCACCCGAACGUCGGCACGCUCAAACUUUUGCGGCGCGUGGCUAACUCGUCCGAUGAUCUGCUGUGGAUGCGCCAAGGUCCGCAGGGCAAGGAGUGGAAGCGAGGUCGGGUACAGCUGUACUCCGAAGAUCCUCAUCAGCUUGUGUUUGAAGCUCUGCUGAACUCCAGCACUCCCGGUGUGAUCGCCAUCGACAAUUUCGUCCUCAACGACAGCCGCUGUGACAACGAAAAACACGGAGUAUGCGACUUUGAGUCCGACAUGUGCGGAUGGCAGUUGCACAACUGGGAGCGCACGACGUCGACAAUCGUCGGACUGCCCGCUGCUGAUUGCACCACUCGGUCACCUUCAGGAAACUUCGCCUUGGCAAAGGCACCUGGUGGCCGCAUGGUUAGUCCUAGAGGUUGGUACGACGUGACUAAGCACAAGUGUUUGCGGUUCUGGUUCUUCAUGUCGGGAAGUUCAGCGGAAACGCUGAACGUCACCAGAGUGCUGCACGAAAAUCAGGAGGAGUCUCUUUGGCUUGGCACCACAUUUGACGCGCCAACGCAGCAAUGGUUCUCGGCAUCUGUCAACCUACCUACUUCCAAAGAAGAACUCACGAUCGUUUACGACGCAGUGACUUCUGGUAAUCUUGGCAGCGCAGUAGCCGUGGACGAUAUCAGCCUCGGUAAUCUGCUUUGUCCCCCUCCUGGAAGCUGCUCCUUCGAAGAGGACAUGUGUAAUUGGUUCAAUGCCAGGAACUUUAAUAACGCACGAUGGUACCGUCACCGAGGUUUUACCGUUUCCAAUUUGACUGGCGUAGAGAAGGAUCACACGCUAGGCACGAAAGAUGGAUACUACCUCCUCCUCGAUGCAGAAGAUAUGGCUGCAAGAUCACUUGGCAGUGUGCAGAGUCAGGCUCUCGCCUUAGGCCCUGCUGUGUGUUUAAGACUCUACUAUAAUAUGAAGCAGAACUCGGGAGCAUCGUUGAGUGUGGGAUUUCUCGACGAGCGCCGCCACUUGGACGGACAAACAACGACGGUGCAGGCGACUGCGCCCAGCCAAUGGACCUUGCUCACCGUAGAACGAGCUGAUCUUCCUCGCGUGUUCACGGUUGUAAUUACCGGCCGGACCGAAGGGGGAAGCAGUGACGUCGCCAUCGAUGACAUUGACGUGCGUCGUGGCAAAUGCGAAGGGAAACAACUUACUUCAAAAGCUCCUGUACCUGCAACCGCAGCUUCCGACAGCCCUACCACGGCACCAGUUACACAGCACAUGUCCUCACCACAAACCGUCACCCCAGAACCACCUCCUGCUCCCACAAAAGAGGUUACUCGGGCACCAUUGACGAGUCAAGCUCCGGCUACCCCCCAGCCGCCAUUUGCUAUGGAGUGCAAACGUGGUCAUUUCAACUGCCAUGACGGAGAGAGUUGCAUUCCAGGGUCACUGCUCUGCGACGGCGUUAAGGACUGUCCCAACGGACUUGACGAGAAAUGCGGGAGCAGUGCACUGUGCAAAGAAAAUGAAUUUUUCUGCGUCACUCGAUCACCUAGCACUUGCCUUGCACGUUCCCUACUCUGUAAUGGUCUGGAAGACUGCGCCGGAGGCUCAGAUGAAGGUUUGUGCGGAGAGUGUCCACCAUAUUUCUGCCUGAAUGGUGGCACAUGCCAAUGGACGUCGUCCGCACGAAACCCCACUUGCGACUGCCGUCGUGGGUACGAGGGCCAUCGCUGUCAGUUAAUAGCCAACAGUGUUGCAGAGGAGAACAAGGUCACAGAAAAAGCAACUGGAUCUGCUGGCGCCGUUGCUACUGGAGUCAUAGUUGUCAUUGCUAUCAUUGUAAUAGCCAUAGCAGUCACAGUCAUCCUGGUGAGAAGGCGGCGCAUCACGACGAACUCCCCAGUCUACGACAAUCCAUCAUACGAUGCUUCGACUGAUGAAACAAAACUCUUCAACGAACAGGCCACAUGACUGCGCCAGCAUCUGGAUGAAAGGCCUACUUUUUUGCUGCAUAGACGCGGCUAGCGGAUACUUAUUUGCCUUAUUUAUAGUAUGUUUUAACAGAUUUGUUCGUGUUCGCAAAAAAAGUAAAGUAUAUGGCAAAAUGCAUUCUGGCUGUCGGGCUGAGCUAUAGUGCUCAGCUACACAAGGUAUGCAGGGAAUCAGUUAUCUUAGGAGAUGGCCAUAGGGACAACCUUCUUGUACGUGUGAGCGCCGAAAAAAAUUCCCUAAAGAAACAGACUUAUGCGUUACCACUACGUCAUAAAACCUUGUUGAACUAUGGGCAAGAUCACCUCACUUGUAGCAGACAAGUAUCGGGAAUAGGCAACUGCUGACAUUAUACAAGAAACAUAUAAGGAACGAAAACAUUGUAAUUCAUAUUGUGAACAAUAAAAUAUCUGAUAGCGUGGGAGAUGAGAUAAUAUUUUAGCCAGAGCUGUACAUUAGUAUCGCUAGAGAAACGUAUGGUAAUGCUACCCGCUUACACCAGCAUUACGGUCAUUUCGACAGCAUGCGAAUGAUGGAGCACUACGUGCACUUAGUAAAACAAUUUUCUUAAGGAGUCCAACAACCCUGUGGACUUUCGCGUUAACCUUCCUGACGCUCAACUACUGUCCUGAUUUUGUUAGAUGAAAAUAACUAGUGGAAGUUAGCCUAGGAUUCCUGCUAUUAUAUGGAUCUGUGAAUGUUAGAAAUACUUUUUUUGAAAAUUCAAAAACCAUUAUUGCUUGUUAACAGCUGCUUAGCAAAAAUAAAUAUAUUAAGCGACUUGCGAAUUUCA
Molecule: messenger RNA, 5149 nt
Organism: Dermacentor andersoni
Lineage: Eukaryota; Metazoa; Arthropoda; Arachnida; Ixodida; Ixodidae
Product: MAM and LDL-receptor class A domain-containing protein 1-like
Cellular component (GO): membrane
Molecular function (GO): protein binding
Source: RefSeq, a predicted model, not a curated record